Messenger RNA from Dendronephthya gigantea, 1046 nucleotides. RefSeq names its product otolin-1-A-like. The transcript has 4 exons. Lineage: Eukaryota; Metazoa; Cnidaria; Anthozoa; Malacalcyonacea; Nephtheidae. The coding region runs from base 187 to 846 and encodes 219 amino acids. Gene Ontology annotation, cellular component: extracellular region. Gene Ontology annotation, molecular function: hormone activity. The record is from RefSeq and is a predicted model, not a curated record.
CCUUCUAGACACCGCACUGCGUCAUAAAAGCGAACUCAUAAAAGCGAAAUUGUAACUGAAAGUUAUAAUUCGGGAUAAUUCGUUGCCAAGAACAAGACGUUUUAGCGCGAUUGUGAUUUACGAAGAAAUAUACGUUUAUAUCUUCUGACUAUCAUUUUGUUUUUGAUAAAACAGUGAUACGGGGUCAUGUCGUCUCUUAAGCUCUUCCUAUGCGUCGUCGUUUUGUUUUGCGCAGUCGUGUUGCCGCUUGCGUCUGGACACUUUCGUUUCAGGCUAUUCAGACGAAGAGGUCAUACGGGCCCGAGAGGGGCACCUGGUCCACGGGGUAGAGCCGGACCACCGGGACCUCCAGGGUCACGAGGAGCUCCUGGUUUCCGUGGCACAAAGGGCAUCAGAGGGUAUCCAGGGGCACCGGGUAGUCCUGGGUUAAAAGGUGAACCAGGGGAACUUGGAGGACCUCCAGGACCUGCUGGAGAAAAAGGUUCAGUAGGAUUCCCUGGAACGAAGGGUGAUAAAGGUGACCCAGGGCGUCCUGCAGGAAGAGGUUCUCCGGGCGCAAAGGGGACACCAGGCGUAGCGGGACCACCAGGGGCCAAAGGAGAGUCAGGCUUGCUUCAAAAGCUUGAAUGCACUUUCUCUCAGACGCCCGGUGCCCAGCACGCAUGUCCAGAUCCUGAACACGUGGCUACAAGCUGUUCGUGUUACCCGUCAUGCACCUCGUGGCAUCUCCUCGACUCUCGCACGUGUAAGUGCGAGUGUAAUGUGAACGCAACCGUAGUGGAUAUUGGGUAUUACAAGACCGGCGCGAUUUGUUGUAAAAUGCAGUCUCUGCUCUCCGCUUUGUAACUGGAUGGAUGGUCCCGGGCGAUUUUUGGUCUAAUCAAAAUGCACUUUCUAGUUUUUUUAAUAAAGGACAAGAAAUAAGUAGUCUUGUGUGUUGUGUGUGUGUGUACUUGACUGGAGAGAUCCAGUCGCUUUGUUAACUUUUGGUGUUUUAUGUUUUAUUUUGAUUAACGUCAGGAAAAAUAAAUGAAAUGCAAUUCUAA